Messenger RNA from Amoebophrya sp. A120, 523 nucleotides. Lineage: Eukaryota; Dinophyceae; Syndiniales; Amoebophryaceae. The record is from the annotation of a GenBank genome assembly.
GGCUGGGGCUUGGGGCCCGGGAAAGGUGUCGCGCGGCAGCGGGGGCAGCUCUAUGGGCAAAAAGAGACCGCCCCCGCGCCCCGCGAAUGGGGCGCAGCCCCGGGGACAAGAAAGGAAGCGACGCAACCCUUUGCAUUUUCCCCAGCUAUCGCGGCUUGGCGCCGUUGUUGCCAAGCCGCCCGUGGGCCGAGGGCCAGCGGCCUGCGCCCAGGGGCGGUCCUCCUCGGGCAGGACUGCUCACGGGCGGCGACCGCUUGUUCGCAUGCCCCCGGGCCUGCCGCGCCCCCCGGGCGACCCCGUCCGGGGGGGUAGUUGGAGGUAAAUUUCUUACCGGGCGAAAUUUGCGAAAUAUUUAGGUUCGUCUGCCCCUGAUAUUUACAAAAUAUUUAGCUCGAAACGCGACCACAGUGUUUUCCCAUUGAAAUCAUUAAGGAGCCGAAUCCGGCCGCGUUUCGAGCUAAAUAUUUUGUAAAUAUCAGAAGCGUUCCGAGCUAAAUUUUCGCAGUGUUCCGGCAGCCGGGCC